This is a messenger RNA of Closterium sp. Naga37s-1, 3742 nucleotides long. Lineage: Eukaryota; Viridiplantae; Streptophyta; Zygnematophyceae; Desmidiales; Closteriaceae. The record is from the annotation of a GenBank genome assembly.
AUGCCACCAAUGGGGUGCGUCGGCAGCAGGGGGAUGGAAGGCCCGGACCUCGAUAAUUCCGACUACGACAGCAGCACCAUCUCCCGAACCACGUCGCAGUCCUCCCGAGCCACCGCGCAGUCACCGAUCCUCCAGGCUCGGCGGUCGGGGCCAGCUCCGUCCAGAGGCUUGGGAGGAGCGAUGGGACAGAUGGCAGGAUCGCAACCAGUUAAGGACCUGCUAGACGUGUUCAUUGACGAGGUGGAGAGUUCGCACAAGCGAAAGUCCAAGAGCAAGACGCACAGACAUAAGGGGUCAGCGGGAGAAGCUGGAGCAGCGGGGGAGGUUGGGGCAGGGGGAGAGGCUGGGGCAGGGGGAGAGGCUGGGGCAGCGGAAGAAGCUGCAUCAACGGGGGAAGCUGGGGCAGAAGGAACGUCAGGGGCUGCAGGAGUAGGGGCAGCAGAUAUUGGGGCGUUGAGAGGAGAGGAAGUGAAGGGAGCAACAACAGGGACGUCCCAGCGCGAAGAAGAAGGGGGAGCAAGAGAAGGGCGGAUGGUAGGUGAAGUGGAGGAUGAGAUGGGACGGAGAGAGAAGGGCGGAGAUAUGAAGCCGGCUUGCGAGCUGGCAAGACAAGCGGACGCCACGUCAGAUGCCACGUCAGGUCUUCACCCGGAGAGCUCGAGCACAAACGGUCCGCCCCCCCCUGUCCACGGCGACCCAGCUACAGCCUGCUCAGCGGAUUCAAUGCAUCUAGACAAUCCCAAGGGCGGCUCGGGGACGGCUGACAAUCCCGAGGCUGGUUCAGGGGAGGCUGAAAAGUCCAGAGCUGCCCGACAGGACACAAGGGAAUCAGCAAGCUUAGGUUCGGAGUUUCCGGACCAGGAAGGGAGCUUAGGUGGUGUGGUUCGGGGCAGCCCUGGCGUGGCUGAAGCAGGGGGGGGUUUCGAAGGAGAAGAUGGGAAAACAAGUUCAGGAAGGGACGGACCUGUCGUCCGAACCUGGGAGGUAGACCCGGAGCGCCGAGCCAAGAGCUGGCGAAGGGACGUGGAGGCCGAGUUCUCAAGGAGUGAAAAGAAGAGAAGAGACCCGGAGACGCAGGUAACAGGGAGGCUGGUAGCACGUGAGGUACCAGCUGGUGUGGGCAAUGGGGGGAGAGAAGGGGGCGAGAGUGCAAGAGAUGAAGCUGUAAGCAGGGCAUCAACGGUUGUGAUUGACUCUGGCGCGGAAGCAGCUAAUGAGGGGUGCGUGCGUGAUGCUGCUGAUGCAGGCGGAGGGGAGGGUAGAAGUGAGAGCGGAGGGGAGGGUAGAAGUGAGAGUGGAGGGACGUACGUGAAUUCUGAGGCGCCUGUGAACUUGUCUGGUGGGGGGGAGGGUGGUGGCGGUACGUACCUGUUUGCAAUGAAGCUACGACGAGUGAGGAGCUCAGGGGACGUCACUAAAGGGGAUGUCUCUAAAACGGAUGCUGUUUCAAACGGGGAUGCUUCUACAGGGGAUGCUACUAACGCGGAUGUUGUCAGCAGCGGCGCUGCACCUGCUAGUGCUGGGGCGAAGGGCAGGCAGAGGAGGAAGGGGAGCCUGCUGGGUGUGAUGGAGCAUGGGAGCAUGGGGGAGGAUGAGGGAAGGGGUAAGGGAGUGGAGGAGGGAGGCAGCAAAGCGGGUGAGGAGGGGAGGAAUGAGGAGGCGUGGAACCAGGAAUGGGCGGCUAGACCCCUUGAGGGGGCUAGCACCAAAAGUGGUGGACCACUGAGGAGUCUGCAGAGAGACGAUGCUUUGAUGCCGAGAGGUGGGUCUGUGGUGCAGAGGAAGCGAGCACUGAGGGGUGAGGAGAUGGCAGAAGGAGGAGAUGAGAGGGAGAGGGGGCAGAGAGACCGAGGGCAGAGGGGCGGAAGCGAGAGUGCUUGUAAGACAGAAGAGAAUGGUGGUGGUGGGGGUGGUGAUGAUGGCGAUGUGAUUCUUCCUGGAAGCUUCUUGUGCUUCGUCAGGCGAGCCAACCAGCCGGGGUCUCCCAGGGGUUACAGUGGCCAGCCUGCCACAAGGUCCCCCUCCCUCCCCCCCUUAUCCCCCUCUGGUCUCUCCGCCACCCUACAACCAGCAUCCCCCAGGUCCCCCUCUCUCCCCCGCCCAUCGCCUUCAGGUCUCUCUCCCUCUCUCCCCCCAGCUUCCCCCAGAUCCCCCUCCUUCCGCCGCCCUCCAGCCUCUUCGCCCCAGGCCUCACCAGCCAAAGGGGGCGUGUCUGUAGUCCUGCCCACAGCCCCAGUCUCAACCUCCCCCAAGCCUACCUCCCCCAAGCCUACCUCCCCCAAGCCUACCUUCCCCAAGCCUUCCUCUCCCAAGCCUACCUCCCCCAAGCCUUCCUCUCCCAAACCUACCUCCCCCAAGCCUGCUUCCCCUGCUGCCCCUGUUUCACCUGCUCCCCCUGCUGCCCCUGUUUCACCUGCUCCCCCUGCUGCCCCUGUUUCACCUGCUCCCCCUGCUGCCCCUGUUUCACCUGCUGCCAAUGCUGGUUCUGAGCAGCAAGAGCUAGACGAGGACGCCCUUCUCCUGUCCUUUGAAGCACCUCAAAACGCACCUGCUGCCUCUGCUGCCUCUGUUGCCCCUGCUGCACCCACAGCUGGUUCUCAGCAGCAAGAAGCAGACGAGGAUUUCCUUCUCCUCUCUCGGCUUGGAUCCCCUCGCAUCGUGCUGCCCAAUCGCAUACAGUCACACUCGUUUAAGUGCAUAAGCAGCACAGGCGCUCAGCACAACAAAGCCACCAUUCAGAUGGCCAGAUCGCACAGCAAUCCUGACCCUCCAUCUGCAUCUCUGGCCGAUCCAACGGCUGACGUCACCCGUCCUCCCCACUUCCCCACCCUUCCCCAUCUUUUCACCCCUCCUCGCCUCGCCACUCCCCCUCGCCCACGCUCCCGGGGGGGCUACAGUAAACUGCAGGUAGAUCUAGCAAUCGUCACGACUGUAUCGGAUUUUAUCGGAUUUGAUUUGUUUGGGGGUGGCGAGGAGGAGGGGGAAGGUGCGUCCGGGGAAGGUGAGUCUGGGGCAGGUGGGAUGGAUCCGUGGGGUAUGGUUGCUGCAGUGGGUGGGUCGCUCUGGCCUAUGAGUGACUGUAUGGAGGGGGAAGAGGCGGCACAGAUUGGGAAGGUGCAAAUGAAUGCAGCAGAUGUUCUUGUGGUUGAUUCUGCAGAGAGUGACUGUAUGGAGGGAGAAGAGGGGACACAGGAGGUGCUAGAUGAUGCAGCAGAUGUGCAAAAGAUGAGUGGGGAGGAUGUGACUAAAAAGGAUGUGAACGGGGAGAAUGUGAUUGGAGAGAAUGUGACUGUAACGGCAGCUGAAGGGGUGAAGGAAAGCAGAGGACAGGCAGAUGGGACUGCAGAGGAUGUGAGUGCUGCUGAGGAUUUGUUUGGUGGCGAUGUGACUAUAAAGGGGGUGGGCAGCGAGAAGGUGCAUAUAAGGGAGGUGAUUGUAGCAGCCUCGGCAUUGUGGAGGGACGUGAUUGACCACCGGGAGGAUGUGGGGAUGGCCAUAGAGGGGGCUCUGGUGGAUAGGGUUACCACACGGAGUGAGGUGACUGUAACGGAUGUGACUGUAGGUGAGGUUGGGUUUGGGAGAGUGGAGGGAGCGGAGGGAGAGGAAGGGGACAUGGCCGCUGAUGUGGCUGCUGAUGUGGAUGCAGACGAUGAGGUGCCGAGCUGGCAGGAGGUGUGCAAGCAGGGGGAGGUGAUUGUAACGAAGGCCAAGGUUCUUACGAGUCUCUUAGAAAGGCUUGAGU